This is a messenger RNA of Clonostachys byssicola, 3630 nucleotides long. The record is from the annotation of a GenBank genome assembly. NCBI's taxonomy places the organism in Eukaryota, Fungi, Ascomycota, Sordariomycetes, Hypocreales, Bionectriaceae.
AUGUCUAGAUAUGGCUGGUCUAGCGCUCGCGGUCGCAUCUCGCCCUUCAGGGGUCCAGAUGACGACAGUGUUCCCCACGUCACUGAUGAAGAUUUCGCAUACAUCACCUCACAGGACCUAGAAGAUGCUGUGACAAGUUCUUCCGGAUUAUCGCGACGCGAUAUUCCGGCCUCCGAUUCUCAGGAAGCAGAAGACGAUGUUUUGUUGGUGAAAAACAAGGGCAUUACGUACCCAUUGCACUUUCCGGCCUACUGCAUCGGGGAUGGCAAGCUCGUGGUCACAGAUCUCAAGGCCAGGCUUGGCACAAUAAUGGAGUUGACAGAUACCCAAGUCCAGAACAUGACCCUUCUUUACAAGGGUAAAAAACUGCAGCUUUCGGAUAGCCCAGUACGAGACUAUGGGGUCAAAAACCGAAGCGAGAUCUUAUCCGUUAUACCGGAAUCAGGCCCUUCGGUGGAAUUUUCGGAUUCGGGGUCGCGGGUCAGAAAAAAGGGAGUGCCACCAAACUCGCCCGAGGAUAGGGGCAUGGACGCUCCAACAAGGUUGAGGCCUGACAAUCAAACCAAGCCCCCGCCGUCCGAGAGCCACGAGAAGGGAUCGGAACCAAAUGCUACGUACGAUUCUGACAACGAAUCAUCGAAACCAAAUGAUACGUACGAUUCUGACAACGAGUCAAUAACCUCGGUUGCAUCUUCGUUAUUCUCAAACACAUCGUCGUCAACUGCUUCUAGCGUAGGCCCAGUUGAACAUCGCAAGGAGGUCUCUGAGCAGUUGGUGGAAAUGCUUCUGAGCAAUGGUAUGCGCUCGGUGUACCAACUUGCCAUCGACAAGCUUGGAAACGAAUUCUUUCUAAAGAUUCAUAAUAGAAUCUUAUCUCGAUAUCUCAAGCGCCUAAAAGAGUCCACUACUGACCCUGGCAUUUUGCUCACAAUUCAAACGCUAUCGUCUCGUUCGCAAAGGAGUCGUGCCAGUCAACUGAUCAUCGGAAUGCUGAGCAGAAACGCCCUAGAAAUAUCCAACUCUGGCCGAGAAAAGCGGUUAAACGAAAGACUAAAAAUUGCCUCUCGGACCAACAGACCUGCAGAGGACCGGGAUGAAACAAGCGAGGAAGAAGUGGAUGAAGACGAGGGCUCGCUGAAAUACCUUGACUUGGUUGUUGCGUUCUUUCGAGAAAGUUCGCAUUUCGAAAAACUCAGAUCUGAAUUACAAUCCGUCACCAACCUUCCAGACCUUCCACAAACCAUUUCGGAGGCAGUUGCUCACAAUGACCCGUUAUUCAUCGCAAUAUUACUAGACACUCAAUUCAGGCAAGCAGCCAGUGGUGAGUAUAUCUGGAUAAAGGAGCUCAAGGAGAUUGGAUACAGCAACACCGACAUUGCCCAACUUCUCCAUGAAAAAGCUCACGACUCACCCUGGAUUUAUUUUAAGCCGGAACACAUGCCAUCUUCAAAAUCACGACCUGACCAUCACCUACUCGAUUGCGCACAUAGUCUCAAGUCAGAAUCGGCUAGAAAGAAUCAGGCAUCAUUCUCCUCCCCACAGCUCGACAAGGACAGACAAGUGAGGCAAGCAGUUGAGGAGUUGUGUGGACUAGGUGGCAUUUUACCCUCCUCGCGCGAUAAGGCAGAAUGGAACGGGACGGUUGCAUUUGACGAAGCCAGAUCCAUGGCCACGAUAACCUACUCCGAUCGGGAUGCACACGGUCACAAUAUUCACUAUUCCCGGGACCUCUUCCGACGACUCAUCCAUAUCGCCGAGCGUUUCGAGACUGCCGCUCGCAUGGUGCAAGACGCCGAGUUCUGUUGUGAUUCGUUCACAGUUUUGAAAUUUGGCGCAUCGUCCAAUGAGUUGACGACACCUGAAGUCCAGCUAUCUCGAAUCGAGUUUUCUUUAGCAAAAUCUUUUCUCCAGGAAAUGAAAACGGCCGUCAAACGUGGAGAGGAGCGAAAUCACGUUUACGGGGAUUUUAUAGGCGAAAACCUGCAUGAGAUCCUGAAGAAAGUUACGGAUGUCCCUCCAGCGGUAACCGCGCACAAUAUUGAACAUCUCUACUCACUGGCCGUUCAAGUAUUAUGCGUGGGGUUUAUUUCGUACAUUCAAGCACAUGUUGGUCCCAUCCAGCCCUUUUUCAUUGACAGGCCGUUAGAAAGAAUUGUUCUGAAGGGAUGUGUGGACAACAUUGAAAUUAAUAGUGGCCACAUUGUUGCUGAGCUUGUUGAUCUGACUUGCCUGGGACAAAUGUGCAAGGGACCCGUCCUUGUGUUCAGGAAGAGUCUUCCAGGCGACGACGAAGCAUCUGACUCCCGAGAUUCAAAUACCAAGUAUGAUAUCCGUGCGACGCCUUGUGAUAUUUUAGAUACAUGGGGCCCCGGAGAGUUGGUUUUCCGAUCAGAAAAGUCAAGUUCUGCCUCGGCAAUUAAACUCGGCGGUGGAUUCAUUAGCCCACCAUCUUCAGACGUCAUGAAUUCCAAGUACCAUUGGGAUUGGUGCUUAAGACUACCCCAGAACCCAGCUCCAAUAGCUCUGAAUGGACCUAUUACAGUUGGUGGGCUGGUUAAUGUUAACUCGGAGUGCAAGAAUGAGGAACAGGCUUGCUGGUCAUCGUCUCUUGGCAAGUUUGAGGAGUUGGGCACGCAUCGCUCCUUCUUCGAAGCGCAUGAGUAUCAGUUCGGUUUUCAGGGAGGCCCGGAUAACUUUUCUCUCACAGGAAAUAAGGUCUGGUCCAAAAGACGCGGUAGAACAAUCAAAACCCGGAACUUGGAACAAGAGGAUUACAUGUUGGUGCCGUUUCUGAGUUUCUACUGGGGGGUCCGGGUCAGCUACUGUACCGGGGUGGCCCAGCGUGUUUCUCUGAGGCAGUUGGUAGCUGACCUGCUACCAGCUUUCUCCAAAACCUACACAAGCAUGGAGUCAAAAAAGAGCUGGCAAGAACUUCUAUCCCAGUACCAUAUUAUAAAGACCUUCCAAACAUCAAAUUCGGCGCAGGAACUUUCCGACUGGCUCAGCAACUUGCCAGACGAACUGUACAAAUUCGUGCUAAGCCUCAUCAGACAGAUCCUUGGAACACUUGCGGAUACAGGCUUGAGCCCAGAUGGUACACAGUUCUUCGUUGCCUGGCCUUACAAUGGCGUAGUGAACAGGUGCUUUCAUAUUCCGUUGUCUUCAUACAACACCUGGGCGCCAAUCCUGGCGGACUCGGACGACUGCGCAACCUUUGCCUAUAUGACAAACACUUGCCUCCAAUCUGGGGCCAUGACGUGCCGUGGCCCUAAUCCAAACUGGGACAAUCGAUUAUAUAUGCUUGAAACCGCAGUUCUCUGUCCAGCCAGCACCGGAGCUUGGUCUCUUCGUCAUGAGCGUACAUACUUCUUCCAUAAGCUAGACAACAACCUCUAUUGGGUGAAAGCUCAAAGAGAGGGAACGCAAAGUGGUGUGCCGGCGAGUCUUGUGAGACUUGUUUCUGCUCGAUCCAUACCCCUUGAUAUCAGGCAAAGAUUGAUAUUCAAAGAAGAGCGGAAAAAGGAGAAGAGAUUGCGUGAGAAAGAUCUUGCAUCUGUACCAGCAGAGGUGGUGUGCGUUCGAUCGCUAGACGCUUUCUCUGUGCAAAGUUUGAGCAAAUCUCUCAGCUAG